Suillus clintonianus is the source of this 1806-nucleotide messenger RNA. RefSeq names its product STE3-domain-containing protein. The record is from RefSeq and is a predicted model, not a curated record. Lineage: Eukaryota; Fungi; Basidiomycota; Agaricomycetes; Boletales; Suillaceae. The coding region runs from base 209 to 1546 and encodes 445 amino acids. The transcript has 6 exons. Gene Ontology annotation, molecular function: mating-type alpha-factor pheromone receptor activity. Gene Ontology annotation, cellular component: membrane. Gene Ontology annotation, biological process: G protein-coupled receptor signaling pathway.
AUACAACUCCCGAGCACAAGGGGAUGUCCAAAUCGGACGACAAGGUGGACGAACUUUCGAAGGCUUUAAUAGGAUGGCUUUGCAUGGCUAUGACCCUUAGCUUCACCCCGUUGACGUUCCCUCUGCUUAGCCUCAUCGCAGGAUUGCCAGUCUUCCAAGCCAGCCACCCCUAUCCUCACGUAGCGCCAUCAACAACUGCGUUGUUAAGAUGUUCAACUCACCGGAUUGGGUGUUCUCUAUAUUUGCCUUCAUCGGAUUCUUGUGCUGCAUGAUUCCGCUUCCCUGGCAUUUGGAGGCUUGGAACACUGGAACCUGUCUUUACAUGAUCUGGACUGGCCUAGGCUGCUUGAUCCACUUCAUUAACUCAAUUGUUUGGAGGGCGAAUAUGAUUAACUGGGCCCCAGUGUGGUGUGAUAUCACCACCAAAUUCAUGAUCGGGCUUUCCGUUGCUAUUCCUGCAUGUUCUCUCUGCGUAAAUCGUCGUCUCUACCACAUCGCAUCAGUUUCUUCGGUCACGAAGACGAAAGCUCAGAAGAGGCGCGAUAUUAUGACCGAUCUGGCUAUCGGCGUCGGUAUUCCCGUCCUGGAGAUGGUUCUGCAUUAUAUCGUGCAAGGACAUCGGUUCAACAUCUUUGAGGAAAUCGGAUGUUAUCCGGCCACUUAUAACACCCCUCCUGCAUAUGCACUGGUAUUUACAUGGCCCUUGAUCAUUGGAUGCAUCUCCGCUUAUUAUUGCGUCCGCACCAUUAUGGAACUAGCCCAGCGCAGGGCGCAGUUCAUGGAGUUCCUUUGUGCGAACAAGAACCUGAAUUCCAGCCGUUACUUCCGCCUCAUGGGUCUUGCUGGCAUUGAAGUGUUAUGCACGCUUCCUCUGGGUGCCUAUGUCAUCUACCUCAAUGCUACUGCCGAAGACAUUUACCCCUGGAUCAGUUGGGCGGACACACACUCCGACUUCUCUCAUGUCGAUCAAAUUGCGUCAUAUUUUUGGCGCCAGAGCAAUCCUCUUACGCUAUCGCUUGAGCUCACCCGGUGGCUCGUCGUCAUCUGCGCACUCGUAUUCUUUGCUUUCUUCGGAUUCGCCGAUGAGGCCAGGAAGAACUACCGCCUUGCCUAUGUUUCAGUUGCGAAGCGCGUGGGUCUUUCGACAGCUGGUACUGUGUCGACUGGAGGGUCUUGGACCGCCAAUGGUUCGAAGUCCGGGAUGGCGUACAACAGCCGUGCUGGCACAAUACCCGUGUUCAUUACUUCACGCACCGAACGGAAGCGCGAUUCUCUCACUUCGUUCUCCACCGACAUCUCCAUCGGCGACUUCAACAACACAUUUGACGAUGCUAAGGAAAUUCCAUACUCGCCAACAGACACUGUAAUUGCCACGGGCUCGAUAUCAAAGGAGUCGCGUCCGAGCACGCCUGUUGAUGGACAGACAAUCCCCCUGCCAGACACACCUAUUGUUGUGCGGCCUGACCCCACACUUGACAUCAACUCAGUCAUCCACGUCGUUGCCCAUUCACCUGAAUCGCGACGCAAUUCAUUCGAAAUCGUUUGAUCUCAAAAUCCACAAAAACAAUCCGCUUUCUUGCUUUCCGCUUUCUCUGCAUAGUUUUGUUUUAUUGUAUUGUUAGCUCAUUCACUGGCACUCCCUGGAAUCUGGACGUGGCGACUCGGUUUUGAUUUGUUCGGAUACCCACUACUCUCGACUACCUUAUCACUAUCUGUAUGAAAUCGUUUAGACACUGUAGCAUUCCUCCACGAUAGGUCGGCCAAAUUGAAAUAGAUCAUCUUCAAACAUGAGAUGGAACACGCGGG